This is a messenger RNA of Drosophila obscura, 1937 nucleotides long. RefSeq lists its product as uncharacterized. The record is from RefSeq and is a predicted model, not a curated record. Bases 291 to 1586 code for a protein of 431 amino acids. The transcript has 2 exons. Gene Ontology annotation, molecular function: lipid binding. NCBI's taxonomy places the organism in Eukaryota, Metazoa, Arthropoda, Insecta, Diptera, Drosophilidae.
AACGACACAACAACACCAACAAUAACAUAAGCAUAGCAAAUGUGCAGCAUGCACGUUUUUUUAAUUGGUUAGAAAUGAUAAGCGUAGCAAUAACAUAACCAACCUGUCGUGCAUUGGGACACCUGUCAAGUCAAUAGCCAGGACACAGAAACAAAAUUAUCAGUUUGAAAUCAACGAAUGUGACAAAGUGUGCGAGUAAAUUAUCGUGGAGGACCAUUAAUAACAGUGAGCAGCCCCGUCCCCCAUUCAGCUGUUAUGCAAGCAGGGGGCAGACAAUUGAAUUAGCCGGCAUGCUGCUCAAUCGAUUUGUCUUGGCAAUAAAGACCCAGUCCCGGGAGACUCUGCGCGCCUGGAGCUAUCAGUGCGAGUCCAUCUUCGCCCAACGCUCUCGUCGCAUCCAGCAGUUGCUGACAUUCUAUCAGUCGGUCUACGGCACACAGGGUCUCAAGCAGCUAUGGCGCACCUACUACCGUCGAGAGCUCCAACCGCCCAUACGUGGAUUAAUGCUGAGUGCGGUGGGUCUCAUGGGAUUGAACAUAAAGCGGAUGGGCAGCGAUGGCUUCGACUGGAACAAGGAGCGCUUGGCACUCUCCAAUUUUGACAUGUGUCGCCGGGACAUUGAGUUCAUCAACACACUGCCAAAUAACCAGCUAUGUGAACGCUGCAAGGCAAAGAAAAUGAAAUACUGCUACUGUCAGCUGGGGAAUCAGAAGUGCCGGAAGAGCGGUGCAACAGUCCCGUCGACGAGCAAGCAGGGGCUGGGCCCGGACGCUGGUCCGGACACCGGCUCCAUACGAAACUGUCAUACACCCAUGGGGUUCGAUACUCGGGACGCGCCAGCGGGAGUGGUUCGGAUUCAGGCUCAGGACGACCACAAAUGGGAGCCGUACUUUAGUAAAAAUGAGUUUAGCAUAUGGAGGCGGGAGGAACGGUCCUCUUUGUACUCAUAUAAGGUAUAUGCGCGAUUUGAUGACAUCACAGCAGACGAUUUCCUCCAUGUGCAAACAGAUCUUGACUAUCGCCGGCAGUGGGACGACACGGCCCUUAGACUUGAGCUUAUAAGCGAGGAUCCCGUGCCGGGGAGCAAUUCGCAUUUGAUCUAUUGGGAAAUGCAGUGGCCUCGACUGUUUGCGAACCGGGAUUAUGUCUACUGUCGACGCUACAUCAAGGAUGAGACGCGGAAGAUGAUAUUCAUUUGCAAUCGGGGGGCCAAGCACAGCACAUAUCCAGACCUGUCCGGAAAGGUGAGGGUAACCGACUACUGGAGCCUUAUGGUUAUCAAGCCAUUUCGCGGAUUCCAAGAGCCUGGCCUGCAUUUCAUACUCACCUAUUACGAUGACCCUGGCAUACCCAUACCGCAGAACAUCAAGUCCUGGGUAACGCAGAAGCAAAUGCCCGAAUUUCUAACCAAAAUGUAUGUGGCCACAAAGAACUACUCCUGCACGCGUGCCCUCAAAAUGAAGGACAUGUUCAGCAACUUUAAUCUGAUCAACGAGGAGUACACGGCCAAUGCCCAGCGAGGCAGCUGGCUGGGCAGUCUGAGCCGGAGCAAGGUCCAAAGUCGCGAUGAUGAGACGAAGCGUUAAGUUAAGUUCGAUCUCCUCUUUGAUUCCCAUUCACAAUGCUCCUCCCCCUCCCUGCCCUUCAAAACAGACCCUUCGAUCCGUUCUCCUAUUUCUUGCGACCAUUUCAACCAUUUUGGCAAAAAAAAAAAAACCUAAAUCAAAUUUCAUAGAACACCACAGCGAAGCGAAUGUGCAAUAUACUAGAGUGUGCAUGCAAUUUGCCACCAUGAAAUGUGUGCCACAAGGAUAAGGCUUUAUAUAACUCUACAUAGCUAUUGAAUUCAAAAUAUAUUAAUAUAAGGUUAAAUAUUGUUUUAAAAGCAAAUAGAAACUAUUGAAAUUACACUUGUACAAUAAAAGAAUUGCAAAUAA